AUGAAUAUUAACAUAGAAGAUAAUGAUUCAGUGUAUCACGGUGGAAAGAACGCGUUUAUGAUCGAGUUAUGUGCUUUCCGUGAAGACAUGGAUGACAGGUAUUUCUCUGGUGAUCAGUUUAACAAUAGAUUUUCCCUUUACCAGGUGUUCGUAGCCAACGUCCGUACUAAGAUAAAGCUGAUGUGGGACAACGUGAUGUACUCGUGCCGCGAACGCGAGGAGUUCGUCCAUUACUUCCAGGACAUAUUCACUGAGGACACCCUGACCCUGCACGAGCUGUAUCUGGACAAGAUCACCAAGUUCUACAAUGAACACAAGCACAUCUUCGAUCUGGUGAUGACACGCAAGAACCUGUGGCUGAAGAUGACCGAGCUAGAGGCGCGCGCUACGGAGCCGGGCCGUUACCACAACCGCGGCGGGCAGCUGCUGCGAGAGGAGAAGGAGAGGAAGGCCAUCGCCAGUAAUUUACCGAAAAUUGAAGCACAAAUAAGAGAACUAGUGACCGAGUACGAAACUAAGACUGGAAACACAUUUACUGUCGAUGGAAAGCCUCUAUUGCAGCUGAUGGAAGAUGAAUGGGAGACCAGGAAAGCUGAGCGCCACAACAAGUUGUCUGCCCGCAAGCAGGCGCUGACGCCGACCACGCCGCUGUUCCGCUCGCUCGCUACGUCGCCGCUCGGCAAACGCAAUAGGACUGCUGCCGGCUUAGCUGCCACUGCUGAAAAGAACAGGCCGCCAUCUAAACGCCAGCUGAUCACGGGUAGUGCGACGAAGGCGGUGACUACGUUCACUAACAACCUGUCCGCACUAAAGAGGUCUGCUAUCACCACUGUUAAGAGUGCGCGCUUGUGAAUUUAUUGAUGUGAA
Molecule: messenger RNA, 867 nt
Organism: Trichoplusia ni (cabbage looper)
Lineage: Eukaryota; Metazoa; Arthropoda; Insecta; Lepidoptera; Noctuidae
Product: protein regulator of cytokinesis 1-like
Exons: 7
Coding region: 1-852 (283 amino acids)
Biological process (GO): mitotic spindle midzone assembly; microtubule cytoskeleton organization
Cellular component (GO): spindle; mitotic spindle midzone; cytoplasm
Molecular function (GO): microtubule binding
Source: RefSeq, a predicted model, not a curated record